CGCCUUCCAUAGUUGUCUCAUCACGGAUGUGUGAUGAGUGUUUCCUGUGGUUUGGGAUGUGCUAUGUGCGACUGCCAAAUAUCUAGCGCGCAUAAAGAUUCAUGCUAAAGAGGGGGAGUAAUCCGAAAGCAGAAUAUUGGAGGCCGUUUUCGGUUCCAGCCCGUCACUCAGCCAUCCAGUUGACAUAAACGAUCCGCAAUGGCACGAGAAUACGAUCACCUCUUCAAACUGCUCAUCAUAGGCGACAGCGGUGUUGGCAAGAGCUCUCUUCUGGUGCGUUUUGCCGACAACACGUUCUCAGGAAACUACAUAACGACCAUAGGAGUGGAUUUCAAGAUCCGGACGAUGAAUGUCAAUGGUGAAAAGAUCAAGCUUCAAAUAUGGGAUACGGCCGGCCAAGAGCGGUUCAGAACUAUCACUUCCACGUACUACAGAGGUACGCACGGCGUAAUAGUUGUGUAUGACGUCACCAACGGAGACUCCUUCGGCAACGUGAAACGGUGGCUGCAUGAGAUACAGCAGAACUGCGAGGUUGUUGACAGAAUACUCGUGGGCAACAAGAACGACAGUCCGGACCGCAAGGUGGUGCUGACCGAGGACGCCCAGCGCUUCUCCGACCAGAUGGGCAUCCGGCUGUUCGAGACCAGCGCCAAGGACAACAUCAACGUAGACGAGAUGUUUGAAGCCAUCACCCGACAGGUGCUCGAGUCGAAGAAGCGACAGAAGGAGCAGCAGUCGAAUGCCAAUAGCGACACAAUCCACGUGAGAAGGCAGCACACAAAGUCCAAGAAGAAAUGCUGCUAACCCACGAGCCGUGCAGCGCGCGGGCGGGACGAACUCUGUGGGGCGCAGGCGAGGCCGGUCUGCGGGCGCGGCGUCGCCAGUACUCAGCCACUGUGCCGGCCGCUCUGCCCACGUUGGCAGCGGCGCGCGAGGAGCCGGUGCGCGAUGGCCGCCGACGCCGCCGGAAGCACCCGCUGGGCCGCGACACGGGCAGGGAUCACCGUGGCACAAGACGAGAACGGACUCCUGCUCGACCCGCCGGCUAGUGACGGACAGCUGGUCUGUGGAGCCGCCGGACCCCGGACGCGCGCCGGGGCGGACGACCUCGGGCUGAUCGGGCGCGGCGUUCGUGCGCCCCCGAGCGCGAGGCGGGACUGUGGGGUCGAUCGGCGGAGGCGUUACGCGGCAGGGUUCGAGCUGCCACGGCUGUUGUCCGUGCGACUGGGGCUCCCUGUGAUUUGGGAAUGUGUAUAUGGAUAGCAAUUACCGACUCUCUUGGUAUCGAUGUGUAUUCGCUGCUUCAGCGCGCUGUUCGUGAUAUGGGAGUAUCAAGGUCACUGCCCGAUUAUGCAUUGUACCGCUUUCUCGACGCCCAAGCGUCGAAGCUUCCUUCGCCCUCUGGUAUGAGAUGCCAGCGUUCAAAACAUCCUAUCAUUCGGCCCAUUUUUCACGGUGAAAUGAUCAGUAUGGGUCGUUUCUUUUCGGAUUUCUGAAACUUGGGUUAUAGCCUGCUGGACUGAUGCUACGACGCAACCACUACAGCCAUUCGCUGCGCCUCUGUUUCGCCACAUUUGCGUUAUUGCUACUGGUACUUGGCGUGCACUACCAAAACCCAAAGCGUAUUGAUUUAAGAUGACAAACUGCUGAUUGAUAUGAUUUAUCUAUUCUCAGAGUCUGUAUGCCAUUUUUUGCUUUUUAAUGCGUCCGCCUAGAAGACGGAAUUUUCCGAGGACUUCUUGCCUGUGCAGUGUAGACGUGAGAUACCAUAUGCAUCUGGGCGGCGUAUAAAGCGAAUCUAUUAUUGACGCAUGUUUGACGGACGUGUGAUGUGGUUGCGUGGCAAUCUGUGGUUUCUGUUCCAUCCUGCGUGGCAGUCGCAAUGUGUCCGCCAGGUGCAGCGGCUCGAUCGACGAGCCUGCCUGCUGCACUGGCCGGUGCCCGCUGCCGACCGUGGGCGCCGGGGCAGCGGAGCGGGCGCACCCUUCUGCUUGUGUGUCGCCAUAUUCUCUACGCCGUACCACCGUGCGUUGUUUUAUCAGCAACGAAUCCAAUUGAGCUAAAAUACAUCAGCAAUACCGCCAUGCGAA
Molecule: messenger RNA, 2090 nt
Organism: Pollicipes pollicipes
Lineage: Eukaryota; Metazoa; Arthropoda; Thecostraca; Pollicipedomorpha; Pollicipedidae
Gene: Rab35
Product: RAS oncogene family member Rab35
Exons: 6
Coding region: 199-804 (201 amino acids)
Molecular function (GO): GTPase activity; GTP binding
Source: RefSeq, a predicted model, not a curated record